Molecule: messenger RNA, 1169 nt
Organism: Dermacentor andersoni
Lineage: Eukaryota; Metazoa; Arthropoda; Arachnida; Ixodida; Ixodidae
Source: RefSeq, a predicted model, not a curated record
GCCCGCAUCAUCGUCGACCUGCUCGUGUCUACCUUCUUGGCAGCCUCUUCUGCCACUUCGGGAAACUUCGUGCCUGCUACCAACGGAAGCGAACCCAGCGUCUGCCUCCUCCCUGACGCCUAUGCUUCAGGACGUUUGACAGCGCCUCCAGCACCGCUGUGGAUCAUCGAAACUAAUCCAGCUACCGUAUCGCCAUCGACAACAUCAUAUGCGCAACCUAUAAAGCUGCAACCACCGUCCACCGCGCACUGUGGGCUUCGCGGCUGUGCCACCACACAGACCGCUAACCAGUUCAUCCUGAUCAUGCAGGUUAGUUGUUGGUAUCAAGCUCCUUCUAAAAAAUCAAGUGAUUACUGUUUGGUGCAGCUGCCAAGCCCACAGUGCUGCAUUUUACUUAUGUCUGAAUGUAUCGAAGUCAUACGUGCCUUGCUACAGCUAUCAGGGGACAUAGAGACAAACCCCGGUCCUGAAAAAGCCGUCCUCGACGAACUAAAAAAAUUGUCUACUGGCCAGGCCACACUAAUAUCCGAGAUGCAGAGCCUCAAAACCCAGCUAACGAGCACAAACUGCACUAUUGCUAAUCUAAGCACCCGCCUCACAGACUUAGAAAAUCUCUGCAAAAAUCUUUUAGCUCUCCGAACAGAUGUUGACGCCAUUAGCACUAAGACCGGUCAACUAACCCAUCGUAUGUGCGAUAUUGAAGAGCGCCUUGACGACCUCGAGAACCGUUCCCGGCGCAACAAUUUAAUAUUCUACGGUUUUCCUGACACUAACCCGAAGGAAACAUACGUUCAAUCGGAGCAAAUAAUCGUAAGCCACUGUCUUGAACGCUUUGAUCUUAUAGUCGAGCCCAAAGAUAUAGAGCGAGCACAUCGACUAGGGCGUUACACCACUAACCGCAAACGACCCAUCAUAGUGAAGCUUUCAUCCUUCAAAACUAAAGAAUCUAUCCUCUCAAACGGUCCAAAACUAAAAGGCACAAAUUUCAGCAUUGGGGAAGACUUCACGCGUCCAGUUCGAACCGCCAGAAAACAGCUCAUUGCCUUUGCUAGGAGCAAAUCCGUACCAUUUUCAUUACGUUACAAAACAUUGCAUAUUGGAGCCCAGCGAUAUAUCUUUGACACUGCAUCAGGAACUGUCAAAGCCGUAUCGUAGGGAUCAUGUCGCCG